Messenger RNA from Fraxinus pennsylvanica, 906 nucleotides. The record is from the annotation of a GenBank genome assembly. Lineage: Eukaryota; Viridiplantae; Streptophyta; Magnoliopsida; Lamiales; Oleaceae.
AUGGGGCGCCAUUCUUGCACUGAAAAAGAGAAGCUAAGAAAAGGGUUAUGGUCACCUGAUGAAGAUGAAAAAUUGAACAAUUUUAUCACAAGAUUUGGAGUUGGCUGCUGGAGUUCUGUGCCCAAAUUAGCAGGUUUACAGAGGUGUGGAAAGAGUUGCAGAUUAAGAUGGAUUAAUUAUUUGAGGCCUGAUCUUAAGAGAGGAAUGUUUUCACAAGAAGAGGAGGAUUUGAUCAUUAGUCUCCAUGAAGCACUUGGCAACAGGUGGGCUCAAAUUGCAGCACGAUUACCUGGAAGAACAGACAAUGAAAUAAAGAACUUUUGGAAUUCAUGUUUGAAGAAGAAGCUGAUAAAGCAAGGCAUUGAUCCAAAGACUCAUAAACUGGUACCCGAAACCGGAGAUCAGAUUCUACAGCCAAAAGGGCUUCCAUAUUUGGCAACCUCAGAUGAAAUUGGACAAGAAUUUCGUGUAAACAACAUAAUUUGUGGAGAAAAAGAAUAUGAUCCUCCGUUCUUGUCUGAAUAUCAAGAUAGUUUUGAUCCUAAUGGACACCAUUCAAAUUUUGUGACUGAUUAUGAUGAUCAGAAUAAUCAGAUUGAGGGAAAUCCUGAUUCGAAUUCGAAUUAUGGCUUCAACUCUCUGCCGGAUUCAGCAAAUAUCGAUCCAGGGAUUUUUGUGGAUACAGAUUUUUCUGAUGGUUCAACUUCAAGAAUAUGUUCAUAUUUGCGUUCAAGUAACAGUUCAAAUGUGAACGGCCAUACCGGGAUUCAGACAAACAAUAUGAUGCCAAAUUCUGAACAAUAUUUGUGGGAUUUCGACACGAAAUUCAAAUCAAGGUUUCAAUUUCAGAUAAAAAAUGAAGAGAAUUCAAGUUCUUGGCAAGAAGGCCCCAGCAGCUAUAUAUAA